This is a messenger RNA of Clonostachys rhizophaga, 336 nucleotides long. The record is from the annotation of a GenBank genome assembly. Lineage: Eukaryota; Fungi; Ascomycota; Sordariomycetes; Hypocreales; Bionectriaceae.
AUGUAUAGAAGCAAAUUCUCCACUGAUGCUAUUUCAGCUGAGGCUUCCGGGACUGUGCGCCAGCUGAGGCUUCCGACGGUGGGCGAGUCGGGAAACCCCUGGCAUCAAUUAGAGGACCUGUCUGGCUCCUCGUCCGGGAGAGACCAACCAUACCAGCAAGGCCAUCGCACCGUUGUUCUUUUCCGCAAGCCGACGCACAACGUGACUAAGCGAGUCUCUGCCUACCCUACACACCCGCUGGCCACAACAUCCACCAAGUCCCACGUUGCUGUGACCAAAAAGGGACAACAGGCCAGCAACACCAUCCCGCGCCAUCUUAUACGCCGCGCCCGGUGA